AUGUCUCCAACACUGACUUCUCUGGCUCAAGAGAUCUCCGCCAGCAUAUCGAAUGCGCGAGAGCUACCCAUUGGCACCUUUGCUUGUGGGGGUGAGGUUCCAAUCUACUCCUCUCCCGAGCAAGUCAAGGAGGCGCACGACAGGGCUUCGGCCGGAAACCCAGACGGGACCGCGUCUGGCCCCGUCGUCCUUCGCUGGGAUGCACCCAGAGACUCUGUUGACUCCGAACCCGCCAAGGUUGUUUUCCCAGUGUCAUCGGACGAGGACUCCAAGGGCUUCGAAAAGCUUCUCCGAGACUCUUCUCCGGCUACGUUCGGUCUAGAGGGGCAGCCUGUCCUGGACGAGACGUACCGCAAGGCUCAGAAGCUGUACGCCUCAGACUUCUCGACGAGCUUUAACCCAUACGAGCUGGGCAUCAUUGACACCGUGAGGAAGAUUCUCUUGUCGAGCAUCCGGCACGAAGACUAUGAGUGGACCAUCCGCGCCGAGCUGUACAGCUUGAAUAUCUACUCUGGGCCAUCGGGGAAGUUCAAGGCUCACGUCGACACUCCUCGUUCCACAUAUCAAAUCGGCUCUUUGGUUGUCUGUCUGCCUAUGAGCCACAAAGAUGGCGAGCUUGCCGUUCGACACGAGGGGAAGACCCACACGUUUGACUGGUCGGACAAGACUGCCAACGAGGCGCAGCCAUCGAUCAAGUGGGCAGCUCUCUACAGCGAUUGUGAGCACGAAGUCUUUGAGGUUACAAAGGGACAUCGCGUUACUCUCACUCAAUCGGCAUUGGACCCAACUUCCCUGCCCCUCUAUCGCCAGGUCAAGAAUCUUAUCUCGUCAGAGAGGUUCCAAAGCAAAGAUCGCGUUCUUGGCUAUUACAGCACACAUGUCUAUCCCCACACGGAGAAGAAAACGAGUUUGCCGUUCUGCCUCAAGGGUAUCGACAUGGCCAUUUACGAAGCGUUCAGAGCCACGGGAUUGACUGUAAGGCUCUGUGCUGUUGUCGACAAUCCAUACGACACCUGGUAUGGAAAGCGAGCCUGGGAUAGAGACUUGCAAGAGUUCUCAGACAGUGAGUCGACUGAGAAGAAAGAUGGCGUUACUGCCGACAAGCAGAAGCUUGACCGCCGUAAUUACAGGUAUAUGUACGAUUCAGAUGAGGUCAACGAUAAUGUGGGCGACGACGCCAAGGAUGUGCCGUCUCAGUUGAUCAGACCCAUUUGUCCCCUAAUCAACGCCGGUACAUGCGAUAGACCGGACGACUUGAAGCAAAGUCUCGAGGAUUUCGGCGACCGUAUCGACUAUAAGAAGGUGAUUUGGCUUAACAAAAAGAACAAGGGAAAUAAAAAACUCCAGUUUAAUUACCUUGCAUACGGGAACGAACCGGAGACUAGCGAGAAGUAUUCUCAGUUUGCCCUCAUAGUCGAAGUGCCUGCGAAGGAGCUGGUCACAGACUAG
This is a messenger RNA of Colletotrichum higginsianum IMI 349063, 1449 nucleotides long. Its product is annotated as Oxidoreductase. NCBI's taxonomy places the organism in Eukaryota, Fungi, Ascomycota, Sordariomycetes, Glomerellales, Glomerellaceae. The coding region runs from base 1 to 1449 and encodes 482 amino acids. The transcript has 4 exons. The record is from RefSeq and is a predicted model, not a curated record.